Saccostrea cuccullata (small rock oyster) is the source of this 801-nucleotide messenger RNA. Its product is annotated as short-chain collagen C4-like. NCBI's taxonomy places the organism in Eukaryota, Metazoa, Mollusca, Bivalvia, Ostreida, Ostreidae. The record is from RefSeq and is a predicted model, not a curated record. The transcript has 3 exons. The coding region runs from base 1 to 801 and encodes 266 amino acids.
AUGAAGAUACGGAAUGUCUGUAGUGUGGUCUGCUUAAUAUGUAUAUUACAGUUAGCUUUGUCGCGUUCUGAAUAUGCCCCGGAAAGAAAGGAAAAGCGAAUUCUUCUGAAUGAUCCCAAUCUGAUAAAUUCUCAAAUGGAAGAUCUAAAGAGGGAAGUCCAAACACUGACAUUACAACUGUCCAAACUACAGUCAACCCACCAAUCUGAAAUUAUGCUGCUGAGGAAUAUGAUAACACAGAGCAACCAAGGUACAACGUACAUCAUUUGGGGUAAAAAAUCAUGUCCUUCAAUAAACGGAACAUCUACAGUAUACAGUGGAAUUUCGGGAGGAAGACUUUUCACAACAUCUGGCAGUGGAACAAAUACACUGUGUUUGCCACAUAAUCCAGAUCCCACCCCGUCGGAUUAUCCUAAGGCAUAUCAGGGAAACUAUGUUGCCUGGGGUACAAUUCAUGGAGCAGAGUACCAGUUUACAUACAGAAACAUCGCUGUUGAUGAUGACGUUCCUUGUGCUGUAUGUUUGUUGAUGCAUGCGUCAACAAUUAUGAUUCCCGCCAAAACAACGUGUCCAACAGGUUGGACCAUUCAAUACAGUGGAGUUUUGACUGCCGAACAAGACAGUCACCAUGGAUCAGACUUUCUUUGCUUGGACGGAAAUCCGGAGUAUAUGACUGAAGGAUCCCGAAUGAAAGAUUACAAUGGAAAACUCUUCUACCCUGUUCGGGCAGCAUGUGGAUCUUUGCCCUGUCCCCCGUACACAAGCCAACAACUUGUUUCCUGUGUUGUUUGUUCAAAAUAA